AUGCCAGUGAUAUUUAUUGGAGGAAGUCCUCGGAUUACACUGUUUUUCAUUGGAUUACUCUUGUUUUUUCAAUUCUUUAAUCAUAUCAUGGAUUAUUAUUCGGGAGAUUAUUCAUCCUCUUCACAAGAUUAUUAUAACAGCGACUUGGGAUACACGGAUACAAAAACAUUUACCUUUCCGAGAAAAAUAUUAUCAAUUCCGAGCAGUCGUUUGUUGAAUAGAUUUAAAAUUUCGCAUUCUAGUAGUGGGCCCUCAACAUCGACGAUGAACCAUUAUUCCACUGUAUUGUUAACAUCUAACAAGUUUUUAGAAAAAGAUUUUCAAAUUGAAACCAACGUGGAUGGUACAAGUGAAAGAGUGAAUUUUCAUUCAGAUGAAUUACGAUUUAGAGAUGAUGUUUUUGUGAAAGUGGUAUUAGAAGAGGAUACAUUUUUGCGAGGAGAUUCCACUUUAGGAUCAAUGGCAAAAGUUCAAGUAUUUUCGUUGAAAAAUUCCAAUGACAUGAAAUAUAUGUCAGUGGAUGAUUUGGACUCAGUGACUCUUGACACACCCUUAAGUUGGGAAAUUGAAUAUGAAGAAACGCUCAUGGACUCAAAAAUUUAUUUCACUCGGAAAGGUACUUCUCAAUUCAAUAAGGAUUGUAUCUAUGUGGUGACAGAACAUCGAAAUAUUUCUCUAGAUUCACUGGAUAGGAUUAGCAAAACAAUGGAAUUACGAAAAUUUUGUCCCCAACAAACACGAAACAGAUUUUUUAAUUUAACCAAUUUUGCCUUGGAAAUUUCAAGUAUUGCUGACACAUCUCUCGAUGAAGAUUGCGCUAUUAUUUCAUUUUCUGACGACCUUUAUGAAUUUAGAAUCAUUUGCUUUAACGGAACUUCAUUAUUUCAUGGUCCAAGUACCUAUUAUUCAGAACUAUUCAACAAAUCAUCCAAAAUACCCAAAGUGAAAGAUUUGCAUGACGUUCUCUCUAUUCAUGAAUUGAACACUCGAGACUCUCCAAAUUCUGUUUUCACAUUGAAAGAACAUAGUGAUAUCGAUGAUUUGCGAAAUCAACUCUACUACUCCAUGUACGAUCACGUCACCAAACGAGGACCACAAGUACAACUUCAUCUCUAUCAUUUGAAUACUAAUACUCAACAUGAAAAUUGGGUGCAUGAACGAUUAGAUCAUUCCAUCUCAGGUUCUAUGACUGCCAUUUACUCUCGAAAUGCACAUCGUUUACAUGAUGUAUAUUACAAAGGUGUAGAAAUCUCUCAUCAGUCUGAAAAUGGCAAAGUUGUGGUUUUUCCUCUUCAUGGUGGGGCUCUCUAUGUCAUGCGAGCGAAUGCAAUGGGUGGAAUGACAAUCGACAAAUCGACCUAUUACAGUUUUGUUGGAAAUGGAUUUGGACUUUAUGAUUUGCGAACCUUACAGGAACGAUAUUAUGCACAGGAUCAUUUUUCAUUGGCACUUUUCGAAGCCAUGAAAAAAAGAAUGGAAAAAUAUAGUCAUCCCAAUCAAGUGGCAAUCAAUGUGGAUGGCUCGUACAUCAUUGUGGUACACUAUCAACUCUUUGCAUUUGUUUUUAAACAAGCAGGAAAAGGAUUAGCAUUGCAAUCGGUGUUGAAAAAUGUUCAUUUCACAAGAGAAAAUUCACACUUGAAGAGCUCGGUCAUGGCUAUUCAAUCGUUGCAUUUUGUGAAAAGAGGUGUUGUGGCAGCACUGUGUGAAGAUGGAUCUAUGGAACUGUAUGACGUUGAGCAUGAAUCGAAUGUGAAUCCAUAUUCUAGUGAAGGAAAGAGUGAGGAGAAUGCUGAACGGACUUUUAAGAGCUGGAUACUUUAUGAGUUCUUGGACAAGCCUGUGUUUUAUUCGGUUUUGAUAUUAAUGAUUGGAAUGUUCAUGUAUAAUGAGUACAUGAUUAGAAAAAGAAUUCAGGCACACCGAGCACAAUACCAACAACAGCAACAAGCACAGCAACAAACAACCUCAUCCACCACUAAUUAG
Naegleria lovaniensis is the source of this 1986-nucleotide messenger RNA. RefSeq lists its product as uncharacterized. The coding region runs from base 1 to 1986 and encodes 661 amino acids. NCBI's taxonomy places the organism in Eukaryota, Heterolobosea, Eutetramitea, Acrasida, Naegleriidae. The record is from RefSeq and is a predicted model, not a curated record. The transcript has a single exon.